Molecule: messenger RNA, 5877 nt
Organism: Frieseomelitta varia
Lineage: Eukaryota; Metazoa; Arthropoda; Insecta; Hymenoptera; Apidae
Gene: pio
Exons: 9
Coding region: 824-2062 (412 amino acids)
Source: RefSeq, a predicted model, not a curated record
UGCAGGAUGAAGAGCAGUGCAGUCUCGAGCCUCGCGUCGAUAGCAGCGGAUUUCUCUGUGCCCGGCUCUCUCCAUGCUCGACUGCUUCUUUUCAGAGCAACGAACAGCCGGUAGAUAGUGUGGUGCAGUGGCGAUAAUAAAAUACAUGAAAAGAAUUCCCGCCAGAUUAUGGGAACAUUCACGAAGAAGGUAGAUCUGUAUUGGAGAGCAACAGCGUGGUAUCAAUGAUAACAGACCAUCAGGCAGAAACUUCAAGGAACAUUGUCAAAUUAAAAAUCCCAUUUAGCAAAGAAUAUUCUGUUUUCGAGUAAAAGUUACACUACAAAACGAUAGUAUAACGCUUGCAAAUUGCAAAGAUAGGGUCGUAAUUGAUGACACGGAGAACAAAGAUGACGAUCGACACUUUCCUGAGUUAAUGAAACGAGAUUUUGGAGACUUCGAGUUUCGUAAAUGAGUGAGACGAAUAGUCGUCGAGGGAUCGGUCACGAUUUGGGGAUGUCGCCGUGCGCGAGGUGGACCUUGUGGCCGGCGAGAACGCGUUUCCGACGCUAUUCGACGAGUCUCGCAUGCUACCGGAAGUGCUGAUGAUGAACGAGCCGGAUCCACGAGGCAGAUCGAACUGGUGAUUUCGACGAACUUCGGUGCUUCUUGAAGAAGUGAUUCCCUCGAUUGUUUUCUUGACUCUCUUCGUUUCUCUUACGUUCGACUCGUUGUUCUGCAAGAACAGUGGAAAAGAUUUAUCUUUCUGAAGGAAACGAAAACGGGCAGUGCCGCGUUGUUGAUAAUUGGAUAUUUUAGGUGGCAGACCGGUGAUCCUAUAGCCAUGGACUGGCGGGGGAUCGCGUUGGCAUUUUUAUUGAUCACAAUAGCGAGGCACAGCACCACACACGCGGCCCAAAUACCCGAGCAGCUGCCUACAUCAACCGUUGCGAUUGCGAGCACUGUGCAAAUCGAGUGCGCGAGCGAGUCGAUAAUUGUCCACAUCUCGACGGAGGGUAACACGGAUUUCCAUGGUCUGGUCUAUCCACGGGGGUUGUCGAAGAAUAGCUCUUGCUUGCAAGAGUACAGAAGCCAACACACCCCUAUUACUUACAACCUACCCCUCAGGUCUUGUAACACCAUGCCCACCGAACUGGACGACGGCGGUAUCGAGUACUUCAACACUAUCGUGGUGCAGCCACACCUGAAGCUGAUCACGAACCAGGGCAGAGGUUUUCACGUGAGAUGCCGAUAUCAAACGCGAGACAAGGUAGUAACGAACGAUCAAACCCACGUGGCGAUGCUGCAGUCCCUGCCACUUCAGGCAACAGCUCCUAUGCCAGGAUGCACGAUGAAGAUCUUCAGCGGAGAUCCAACGAGGCAUCAAGUGGCGGAAAACGUAAAGAUCGGAGACCCUCUGACCUUGGUCAUUAGCAUCGACAAACAGGAAAUGUUCGGGCUCAAGAUCUCCGACUGUCUGGUGCGCGACGGCCUAGGAUGGGGAGAGCAGAGGCUUAUAAACGACGAGGGUUGUCCAGUAGAUGGUGAAAUUAUGGGACAAUUCACGUACAACGAGGAUAAAACGGAGGCAAAGGUGAACUUCCAGGCGCAUAAAUUCCCCUAUACAGCCAGUGUCUACUAUCAGUGCAAUGUCAGAUUAUGUGUAAAACACGGUGGAGGAUGCAGCAAUACGCCACCAGCGUGUAAUUCAGUAUCGAGACGACGCAGGGACACUGCGAAUGACAAUACAGUGAAAGAUGUGGUAGGCCUGGACGGAGGUACACCAGCAACCAUCGAGGUUUACAGCGGACUGUACGUGAACGAAGCCUCGGACAUUGGUUCCAAGUCGGACUACUCCGAAGAUGUCUUCAGAGAAAGGACUAUCGACGAUCCAAAUGACAUCUGUAUAUCGCAGAGGAGCUUCGCCAUCGGCAUCGCGAUCGCGGGUCUGAUCCUCAUGCUGAUGGUGGUCGCGGCUAUUUUAGCGUUACUGGCUAAGAGACGACAUAAGACUGUCUCGACGACGGGUUCAUCGAUCUACAGCGGACCUUACACGAACACAGCGUAUAGUCACAGCAGUUAAGUUUCGCCGGAACCUCGAUAUCCUCGUACAAACGAGGUGAUUCGAAUGAGAAAAAAAAAAAAAAAAGAAAGAAACGAAAAACUUCAGCCACAUGGUAGCUGAUCGAACGAACAGUCGAUCAAUCGACUGAUUAAUAUCGAGAGAGAAAUUCUUUCAAUUUAUGUCGAUUCUACGUUAAUCUCGAUGCACCGAGGCGUAGAAAAUUUAGGUGGAUUACAUGAGAUUUUGCUCAACUGCCGACGCUAUUGUUGCUUCUUCGAGAAAAUAGCCCAGAACCCAAUGGGUUCGAACACGUGAUCGAAUGUGAUGGAUUAAGAGGAUACAACACUUUGAGGCAGUAAAAAUUUUUUUUUCCAUCUACAAACUUCAAUGUAAUCUUUCUUCCAAAAUGUUAAAAGAAAUCUCAAUCCAAAUUGAAUUGUAAAAUAUGCGUUGCAUAGAAUAUUUCUUCAGAAUUAAAAGAAAGUCGAUUUCAAAGCAAACAGAUGAGAGAACAAUUUUUUCGAGAAGAAGAGAGAUUUUGAUAUAGAUAACAUUUUACGCUCCAAAAAUGAAAAUGUUUAAUCUUUUUAAAAAGAUUCUUAAAUGUUUAAUCUUUUUAAAUCGUCAGAGUGACGUAGCCCCUUGAUCAAGAAAUUUCUACGUAUUUUAUUCAGAUACGUUUCUUGCCAUCCGUUUAAUAACUCGUCCUCAACAGCUACUUUUUCGAUACUUCCCGAAUUGUGAGAUUAUUCGUAAGAAACACGUGUUGGAACCUGAGCAGUUUUAGAAAAAUCCUAGCCUAGCCCCAAAACAACUUCAAACGAAUCGAAACACAAAAUCCAUAGGAUUAACUUUAAUAUAUACCUACGUUAUAUAUUAUUAUUUUUAUUAUUAUUAUUAUAUUAUAUAAUAUUAUAUACAUAUUGUAUACUAGUCCGGUAUACGCUGUCCUAGCUAACCUAGCAGCCGCACUAAAAACAGAAGGCGCGCACCAUAUGAAUAUUCUCUCUGUCUCCGCUAUCCCGGUAAUUUAACUUAAUCACCAGCGCAGAACGAUCCACUCUAGCGUUUAAGGUGAAGUCGACAGAGAUAGUACUUGUUAAGCGAAUCAAACGCCCCAGUGAUUUUUAACUAUCAUUCAUAUUUCCCUACUACCCCGACCUCCUAGCCAAGUGUUGCAUAUUUCCUAUUCCCGUCUCUAUGGCAAUCUCUCCUCGAUAUUUAUAGUUACGGUCUCUUUAUUUCUACUUCUUUUCUUAAAAUUUUGUGGCAAAGAAAUAAUCUCUGGCUCGGUGGAGUUCGAUCAGUUAAACCUUUAAAUUCCAAAAUAAAUAGACUGUGAAUUUUUAUGCAAAUUUACAAUACUCCAGAGCUAGAGAAGUGAAACGAUAAAAGAUAAAUAAAGAAUUUUUCACUCGCGAGAUAUUAUAAGAGACAUUUGGGAUAUUUUAUUAAGAUACUAUAAUACAUUUUUCCUAUUUCAUUAAAAAUACGACAGAAUUAUUUAUUUAUAACGAUACGUCGGAAGAUUAAUCGAUUAUAUAGCUGAAAUUCGUGUGAUAGUAGUUUACAGUCAGAUUUCGUUCAAGAUAAACGUAAUUAAUAUUAAAAAAAGUCCUACUGCUUUUUUAGAAAAAUUUUUCAACAUUUUUCUACUGAAAAAUAAGUAGAUUUAUCAUUCAACGCAAUGUACAUUUGCGUUUUUACAUUUCCUACAAGUGCAUAAAAGUUCACAGUCUAGUUACCGAGCCUCCAGAAGGACAGAAUCUUCGACUAAGAUCUAAAUUAUACAUGUAUAAUUUCCUCAGGGCCAGCGGUAAAACAAGUCGAGAACACUUGAUCAGCUCCUGGCUAAUCGAUCAGAGACAAGUUUCUGUACGUUCGAACGAAUCAAAGCUGCUGCAAACGAGCAACUCGGCAAACUUGUAUAGGAUGCAUCGAUUAUUACGUGCUUCCGACUAUGUGCUACGGUGUUUCGUGAGAUUGAGAGUCCUGUUGCCGCGAGAACGAGGAGAAAAGAACCACGUCGCGUUUUAUGCACACCAAAGACUAAAAAGGUGUUAGAAACAGGAAUAUACAUCAUCGUUCAUAAAUGUCUGGAGACUUUUAUCAAUUUGUAGAGAGUAAGAAUUGCAAAUAUUAUUUUAAUGAUAAAAUAACUAUUAAUUAGUAUUUUUUAUGAUAUCAGCAAACCAUGAAUCUAAAUUAUUGACUGUAUUAUGAUUCUAUUACUAUUUAUCAGAAAUCUCAUUAUUUUGUCAGAAAUUUUUUUACUAAUUUGAAAAAUCUCCCUGGAUCUAACCUAUGAUUCAGAAAUUAAAGAAUUUAAAGAUAAAGAACUUGUCGAGAAUUAAAUGUCUGACAAUUACAAACAACAUUUUUUCUAUUGCUUGUUAGUUUUCAAAAUUUAAUUUAAUCGUUUCGUAGUAUUAGUUAACAUACUGAAUUAAAAUGAAUGUUUCACAUGCACCAAACUAAUAUUUAUAAACACGAUUAAAAAUAAAAGUAAAAUCAUUACAAUUCGAUUUAUCUGUAAUUUUACAAUGAAAUCAAAUAUGCAAAAAGGGGCCAGACAUUUCUGAACGAUAAAAUAUAAACCAAUUGGACGUCUCCUCGUGUACACGACCACGGAACAUUUGCAUGAAUGUGGCAAUAAACGAGUGUAUAAUCCAUUAUAACGCUUAAACGUAAACUAGUUUCCAUUGAAUCGAGGUGCUGCUCCGAAAACAAUACCCUCAUUUUACAAGAUACUUCUGAUUCUUAUCUGGAUAAUAAAUAAACAUCUGUUAAUGAACAAUGUAAUUUACGUUCGAAUCGGAAAUACCUUGUAUGAUUUUUUUCGUCAUUUCUUCGAUUCUUUUCCGACAAAAAGUUAAUUAAUAGAUAAGAUACUCUAGUGACAUUUCUGUGGAGUGGAAAGAAUCGAAAAACGAGAGCGAGGGUUUUAUUAGUCGCGUGGAGCGUUCUUUUUAUUUUAGUUCUUUAAUUUGCGAAGAAAAAAAAAGAAAAAUCGCGUAACUGGGACCAACGUGGUGGUGGGUACAGAUCGUAAAAAUUUACAGUUAAAGAGAACAGAGGGAGAAAAAGAAAUGAAAAAAAGAAUGGACGCGCAAACGUAACACUCGUAAUCAAUAAGCAAGGAAUUAAGAAAACGAACAAAAAAAAAAGAUAUAAAAAUGUUGUAUGUUUAUGAUUCGGAUUACAUGAAACCGUUUGUUCUGACUAACGUUCUUUGUGCACCUACGAUCGCUUUCAGUUUGAGUAAAAAACAUCGAACGACGUGAAUUUUUAAGAAUUUUUAAAAAAUUUAUAAUUAUUAGAAUGAUUUAAUUUGUUUUCUUUGAAUUCAAUUUUUCAAAAUAUUUAUUCUUAUACGAUUAAACUAUAAUGACACCCAAUAAAUACUUAAGAUCAUAUUUACAUGCAGAAAAUUCAUUAAAAAAAAGAAAAAUAGUUCAAAUCAUUUGAAUAGCUAUACUAAAUCUAAUAUUCUUACUUUAAAUUAAAUUAAAAAUAAUGAAAAUUCUUCGUCACGAUGUUUUGUAAAGUUUGUAACAAAGUGCAAUAAUUUCAGGCGAUCUAUGGUGUAGAAAGAUUAUAAGAUUACGUCGAAAGCACUCGACGAAUGUAUAACAAACGAGCGUUGUCGUUUCGUCGUAUUCGUGGCACUGGUUCAUAGCGACAUUGGGGAUAAAAAUGCCUGUAUAGAGUUCUUUUUGUAAGGAUACGCGAUUCUCUUCUCUAGAUCUUGCAAUGUUUCUCUGGACCCUUGUCCAAAACUUACAACGAACUUGUGUAAAUAACGAAAACGUAAUAAAUCUUGUAACCAUAAA